GAAGGGGAGGGGAGGAGGGGGAGGGGGAGGGGAGCAGAGCGCGAUAGAGCUAUUAGCUCGGCUGCAGCAGAUAUCAUUCAACUAGUAGAGGGGAGACGCUUCCACCGUCAGCGGCACAGGAGGGACAGGGAGCCCCGGCAGCACGCACGCAAGAGAGGCACAGACUCCAAAGCCCCUAUCACCGCACAGGAAUGCUGAAAGCACUCGGAGACGGACAGACGCGGAUCGAAAGAGUGGGAAUAUCGGGUGGUCCCCUCACGGAGCAGACGGGCGGAUCCAGACAGACGGGUCGCAGCAGAACCAGCCGGAUCCUCACCUCCAACUGAACCCUGCCCAAGGACCACACCCGCCUCCUCAUCUCAGGUAGAGCUGGGGCCCUGUGAGUGUGCUGUGCUGCGUCUGUGAAGACCCCCCAUGGGCCGUACCACUCGCUAAGGUUCUGGAGGGGGAGCGGAACUGCUUAAUGAGGUCACUGCUGCAGUCCAGGAGGCUAGCUGUGGUUGCCCAAGGGAAAUGAUUCCGCAUGAACUGCGCUGCACUCUCUCCACACCUCUCUCCAGAAGAGACAGAUUGACAUCCACGACUACCUACCGCUGAGCUCCUCUCACACACACACACACACACACACACACACACACACACAUCCUCACACACACAUACACUCAUACACACCCCCCUUCCCCCAUACCACCAGCCCUCCUCAAAAUCAGUGGAACACUCGAAGAGAGAGAGAGAGAGAGAGAGAGAGAGAGAGAAGAGAGGGAACAUCAGAGAGAGAAAGAGAAGAGAAAGAAAGAGAGAGAGAGAGGCAAGUCAGAUCUGCAAACUAUAAAGGGAUUAUUCCAUAAAGAGAGUGAGACAUAGAACGUGAGGAGUCUGAAGGAAAACAGGCAGACAGACAGACAGACAGACAGACAGAGAGAGAGAGAGACAGAUAGACAGAGAGAGAGACAGACAGACAGACAGACACCAUGAAGUCGAACCAGGAGCGCAGUAACGAGUGCCUGCCCCCUAAGAAGCGUGAGAUUCCGGCCAGCACCAUCCCAUCGGCCGCCAGCAGCCUGCCGUCGGAGGAGCGCCCCCUGGUGGUCGCUCAGGCCAGCGAGAGCCAGCGCGGGGAGAACUUGGCCUGGCUCGCCAGCGUGGUGAGCGUGCACGAGGGCCGAGAGCAGCGCAUGAGCGCCUCGUCUCUGGACGCCGACGGACCGCAGUACAAACCCCUCUCAGUCGACUACUCCUCCUCCUCCACCUCCACCUCCUCCUCCUCCUCCUCCUCCUCCAUCACCUCCUCAGCGCUCACAUUCACGUCCUCGCAGUCGUCCCGAGGCCUGCCGCUGGGCCUGACGACACUUCCCGCCAUCUACAGUUCCCCCUUCUCACAGCCAGGGGGCGCCAUCCAGUACACGCCUCUGCCCCACAACGUGCACUUCAUCACCCCCCCGUACGCAGGACCCUACGCCGGCUACAUCUCCCCUCUCGCCCCCCCUCCGCCUCCACCCCCACCUCCCCCACCCUCCUCCACCUCCGGCUCCCAGCGCUCUUCCUCCUUCUCCUCAGGCGAGGCGUAUUCCUCCUCUGCCACCAACAACAACUCCUCCUCUUCCUCCAGCUCCAAACUGGACCAGCACCAUCACCACCACCACCACCAACACCACAACCACCAGCAGCACCAGCAGCAGCAGUCCAAAGGGUCCGACCCGGCGACCCAGGCCCAUUCCACUCAGUAUAUCCCGGUACCCAGCCCCCCUGUCAACGCCCCCCGGACCAGCGCCUCGCCCCACGGGCCCCAUGGGCCCCACGGGCCCCUGCCCCACCACCAGCACACCCUGGCGCAGCUCGUGCUCCAGUACUCCGACUCCCCGCUGGGGCCCAAGAAGGAGAUGAUGAACGGGGCGCUGGAGAAGAACAGGAGGUUCGGUCCGUCCCCCGAGUCCAAACCAGGCGGAACCAAGGGAGGCUCGACCCAGCAGCAGCAGCAGCAGCAGCAGCACCACCAGCCUGGCCUGCACCACUAUGAGGCCCGGCACGUGGUUCUGCCGGCUGAAUACGCCCAGGAUGUUGCCGGGCUUCGGACCUCACUCAUGUUCGUGCCCAACAGCCACGGCGGCGGUUCCGAUCCAGUUAGCAGCGCAGACAAGCUUCCCGAUAAGGGGGGCAUCUGUUCUGGCAAGCCUGUGACUCGCACUCCUUCCUCCUCCUCCUCCUCCUCCUCCUCCCACCCCUUCCUCCCUCCACCGCUGGCAGUGGACAGCCACAAGGGGGCGCCCACGGUCAUCCAGACGACCCACAGCACCACCGAGGCCCUGUCCCUAGGGCUGCCCUCAGCCAGCUUCUACACCACACAGCAGCCCAUCAUCGGCUACAUCUCCGGCGCCGCGGGGGCCCAGACACCACUGGGGUACCACUCGGGCCCGCUGCCACACCACCUGCUCAUUCCCGGCACACAGCCCGUCAUCAUCCCCGUCAGCGGAAGCGGGCCCUCGGGCUUCGACCCAGUCCCCUGCUCCGUCAGCACCGCCACCUCCACGUGCGCCUCCUCCUCCCCCUCUUUCGCCUCCUCUGCCCCGCUCCCCCACACGUUCCUGGCGCCCGCGCCUCCCAAAGGGGACUCCUCCUUCGAGAUGCCCGCCCCGUACCCCCACCCCCCCACGGGGCAGGUGAUGCAGGCGCAGUUGCACCUGCCCCUGGUGCAGACCCAGUUGCACCUGCCCCCCGCCCCGCUCCCUCCCGCAGCCCCCCCCUCGCUGCCCCCCUACUUCGCCAAGGGCUCCAUCAUCCAGCUGGCGGACGGCGAGCUGAAGCGGGUGGAGGACCUGGGCACCGAGGACUUCCUGCAGAGCGCCGAGAUCAGCGCCGACCUGCGCAUCGACUCCAGCACCGUCGAGCGCAUCAGCGGCAGCCCCACGCCCAACUACGCCAUCGUGCAGUUCGCCGUCGGCGAGCACCGCGCACAGGUGAGUGUGGAGGUGUUGAUGGAGUACCCCUUCUUCGUGUUCGGCCAGGGCUGGUCCUCCUGCUGCCCCGAGCGCACCACCCAGACACUGGAGCUGCCCUGCACCAAGCUCUCCGUGGGGGACGUCUGCAUCUCGCUCAGCCUCAAGAACCUCAAGAACGGCGCCCUCAAGAAGAACCAGAACCAGAACCAAACGGCGGAGAACCAGAGCGGAACCCACUACCUGGCGCCGCCGCCACCGCCGCCGCCUCUCAAACCCCCCAAGGCCUCGCUGCUGGGCGUCUGGGGGGCGCGGGGCGGGGGCGGGGGCGGAGGAGGGGAGAAGGAGAACGGGCAGCGCCGGGCUGGCCGGGGGGGGGCGAGCGGCACAGAGAACGGAGAACUGAGGCCGGGGGAGAGGGGGGGGAGCUGCAGGGCCCCCCCCGACUCCCUCGACCCGGACCCCCCCCCCAAGCCAGUGACGCGCAAGCGGAGGUGGUCGGCCCCCGAGGGCCGCAAGGUGGAAAGGCCCGACGAGGAGCACCCCCUCGCCCCCCCCAAAGCCUUGUUCCUGUCCCGGGAGGUGAAGAUCAGCAUCGAGGGCCACUCCAGCAUGGCCGACUGAGGAGGCCGACGGGACUGGUAGACACGGGGGUUUUCACAAACAAAAACUCACGCUAAACAAAAAGAAUCUGCCCUCAAAAAUUGUUUUAUUUCCCUCUCCAUCUAUUUUUUGUUUUGUUUUUUUGUUUUCUAUCCGGAUUACUGUACUGUAGGCAAAAAUUUUACAGAGUAUUUACACGUUAUCACAUUUAGUGUAUGUAGUUAUAACAUUGUUAUACAAUAUUACAACUGGUGCAAUUCUUUGGAGGAGGUUUGCACAGAGGUGCAGAAGCUUCUGUGCUGGGUUUGGGUGUGUGUGUGUGUGUGUGCGUGUGUGUGUGUGUGUGCGUGUGUGUGUGUGUGUGUGUGCGUGUGUGAGGUGGGUGAAAAGGAUGCCUGAGCACUGCUAGAUGCCCUGCCAGUUCUUUGAUGUCAAUCACAAGAUUCCAGAUUUCCUUGAAUGUUCUAGAAUCCCACAGUAGUUUUUUAGGCUACCCAGAACAGUCAGGCUUGUUCCAGAAUGUUCUAGGGGGCAACUUCCAUUUUUUGUUGUGAAAGUUGAAUCAGCUGUAAUGAGAAGCUGAAGGAGAAGUGCUUGGUUGCCUGGCAUGGCUAUGGUUCUCCACCAGGGGGCAGACUGUGGGCAUGCCUGGCUACGUUUGGCAUCAUCUCAGGGUGGCAUGGCGGAAACACUCCUUCACUGGUGAAGAAGUCGACAUGAUGUCUGCUAUCCUGAGCGAGUGAUCGCCUCUUUAGUCAAAACAUACACACUUUUUAGUUAAAAAUGAUUCAUUAAAAUGACCCAAUUUUUUUCUGUUAAGCUGAGGGCUCCAU
This is a messenger RNA of Clupea harengus (Atlantic herring), 4369 nucleotides long. It is a transcript of the gene atxn1a, whose product is annotated as ataxin 1a. Gene Ontology annotation, biological process: nervous system development; negative regulation of transcription by RNA polymerase II. Gene Ontology annotation, cellular component: nucleus. Lineage: Eukaryota; Metazoa; Chordata; Actinopteri; Clupeiformes; Clupeidae. The record is from RefSeq and is a predicted model, not a curated record. Gene Ontology annotation, molecular function: protein binding; RNA binding.